AUGGAAACCAGACACUCUAUUCGCAGCACUUCACCACCGGGCAGUGAAGCCCAGAUACGUUUAUGUCCAGAGAAAUUCGAUGAAUCCACCGAGGAGCAGAAAUUACCACCAGUCGACGGCGGGUUCCAAGCAUGGAUGUUUUUGGCAGCUUGUGUAAUGCUGGAGGCUUUGAUCUGGGGAUUUGCAUUCUCAUUUGGGGUCUUUCAGAAGUACUAUGCUUCUCAUGAGGCCUUCGAACACACGAGUAUGGUAGCCGUCAUUGGAACAUGUGCAACGGGAAUCUCAUAUCUGAGCUGCCCACUGGUGAUAGUCAGCAUGAUCCUACUACCAAAGUUUGGCCGGUGGUUCUCAUCUUUCGGACUUGUCAUCAUGUGUCUAUCGCUAGCCCUGGGCUCAUUAUCAACCAGCGUCACCCACCUUGUACUCUCACAAGGCGUCGGCUUUGGCAUCGGCGGCUGCAUAGCCUACAGUCCGUCCAUUCUGUACAUGGACGAAUGGUUCGUGCACCGACGAGGCCUAGCAUUCGGCAUCACCUGGGCCGGAUCUGGAGUCUCCGGACUAAUCUUCCCAAUCGGACUGGAGAAGCUACUAGCCGCGUACGGAUUCGAGACUACACUUAGAGUUAUCUCGGUCCUCAUAUUCGUUCUCGCGGCACCAUUCCUCUACUUUCACAAACCCCGUCUACCAGUCAAAAAGACCGUCUGCUAUCAUCGCCUGAACUUCCGAUUCUUGACAACCCGCAUCUUCUGCGUCUACCAGCUCGGCAACAUCUUCGAGGCGCUGGGCUUUUUCUUGCCAGGGAUUUAUCUGCCGACGUAUGCGCGCAGCAUCGGGGCUACAGACUUUCUGUCUUCGUUGACUAUCACGCUUCUGAAUCUGGCUUCGGUGUUUGGGAGUGUGACCAUGGGCCAUUUGGCAGAUCGAUACCAUGCUAUCACCUGUAUUACCAUCUCGACUGUCGGGAGUGCUGUUUCCGUGUUGCUUCUGUGGGGAUUUUCGACGACUCUCCCGACACUAUUAGUCUUCUGCAUCGGGUAUGGCUUGUUUGCGGGUUGCUAUUCGGCUACGUGGUCGGGUAUCACGCAUGAGGUUCGACGUGUUGAUCCCUCGGCGGAUGCAACCCUUAUCUUCUCGGUGAUUGCUUUUGGGCGGGGGAUUGGUAAUGUUGUUAGCGGGCCUUUUAGCGAGGCUUUGCUUCGCGUGGAUCAUUCGAGUAAUCCUGCUAUGGGGGGUUAUGGGAGUCAGUAUGGGUUGAUCAUUUUGUGUACGGGGAUCAGCGUGUUGUUGAGUGGAGUUUGUAUAGUUGCGCAUCACUUGAAAUGUAUAUAG
This is a messenger RNA of Penicillium bovifimosum, 1329 nucleotides long. RefSeq lists its product as uncharacterized. The coding region runs from base 1 to 1329 and encodes 442 amino acids. The record is from RefSeq and is a predicted model, not a curated record. The transcript is spliced from 3 exons. Gene Ontology annotation, molecular function: transmembrane transporter activity. Lineage: Eukaryota; Fungi; Ascomycota; Eurotiomycetes; Eurotiales; Aspergillaceae. Gene Ontology annotation, cellular component: fungal-type vacuole membrane. Gene Ontology annotation, biological process: transmembrane transport.